Molecule: messenger RNA, 909 nt
Organism: Ornithodoros turicata
Lineage: Eukaryota; Metazoa; Arthropoda; Arachnida; Ixodida; Argasidae
Exons: 1
Coding region: 1-909 (302 amino acids)
Source: RefSeq, a predicted model, not a curated record
AUGCACUCUGGAGACGAGCCUUCCCCACAGACCCCGGCUACAACCCCUCUUCAACCGGGCGUGGCUCAUGUCGGCAUACGCUUACCACCGUUUUGGUCUCGCAGCCCGUUCAUCUGGUUCCAGCAAGUCGAGGCACAAUUUCUCCUUGCUGGUACAACAUCCCAGAUAACCAGGUACCGUCAUCUCCUCGCCUCCCUUCCCCCCGAGAUCGCCAUGGAUGUCGCCGACAUCAUUGCCAACCCUCCGGCGCAGAAUCCCUACGACCAUCUGAAGAGCUCAAUCCUCCAGCGCACCACCAUUUCUGAGCGAACGCGCCUCCAACAGCUUUUGCACUCCGAAGAACUGGGGGACCGAAGACCCUCCCAGCUACUCCGCGCCAUGCAAGUCCUAUUGGCCGACAGAGCUGCUUCUCUUGACGAGGAUCUGCUUCGCGAACUGUUUCUGUCGAGGCUCCCAUCCUCAGUGCAAAUGGUCCUCGCUACGGCCACUGCCUUACCUCUGGCCCAGCUCGCACAACUGGCUGACAAGGUGACGGAAGUAGCAAGCCCGAGCACUCCCAUUGCAGCCGUUUCCGAGUCCUGUCGCUUUCCCAACCCCCGCUGCCAGCCACCGGUUUCAGCGGCCCCGUCUACAUUCGCCGAGGAGCUUUCGUCUAUGCGCGCGGACAUUAACCGCCUCUCCGACACAGUCGCCGCACUCCAGUUCCGUGACAACCGCAGCCGCUCCCCAAGUCGUUCUGGCAGAUUCCGAAGAUUCCGCCGUUCCCCACGGCGUUACUCCCACCGCAGCGUUUCUCCAGCUGAUAACCAGAACCCGCCACCCUGCUGGUACCACGAACGCUUCGGUCAGGCCGCCAUGCGAUGCACGCCUCCAUGUGGUUGGUCGGGAAACGCCCCCGGGAACCGAUGA